Molecule: messenger RNA, 4950 nt
Organism: Nylanderia fulva
Lineage: Eukaryota; Metazoa; Arthropoda; Insecta; Hymenoptera; Formicidae
Gene: DCX-EMAP
Product: Doublecortin-domain-containing echinoderm-microtubule-associated protein
Biological process (GO): microtubule cytoskeleton organization; intracellular signal transduction
Cellular component (GO): mitotic spindle
Molecular function (GO): microtubule binding
Source: RefSeq, a predicted model, not a curated record
UGUAAUUGUAAAAUGUCGAAUUCAAUAGCAGAGUGGCAUAUAUGAUACUGUAUGUAUUUAAUAUUUAGAGCUUGCAUUUAGUAUGUCUUUCUAAAAUUUGAAGUCCGGUGCAACAAGUUCCGCGUUCACUGACACGGGCAUCGACGCCGCGACGAAGAGCGACGAUGGAGACGGUGAGAGAGGACAUCGACGGCUGCCGGCGGCGCCGAGCCCCGAGGUUGCGCGGCCACUCGACGUCGGGACGCCAUCGUCGAAGGACGCAUGAAUAUGUAUACUGUCGCGAUCGUAGUCGAUUGAAUUUCAAACGCUAAGGCAAUUCGACCGCGAUUUGCUCGCACGUAAUAUGACCAUCGCAAGAUAUGUCGUGAAAUUAAUAUCGAUCGCGAUCAUCAAUGAUUGCAGCAUAGUGUCAGUGAACUUUAAUGAACUUUAAGCUCCUUAUUGGGUGGAUACUUUAUUUUCACGGUGUCGAUUAACCAAAUUCAAGUUCGCAGAAUUCAUCAAUUCAAUAAACCAACUCCCUUCUAUCCAACACGCGAAUCUGCAAAUUUUUCUACAAAGUCGUAAUAACUCGGGCCAAGUAAGAACGCAUACAAGUGGCGGCGGCCUCACCUUGCGGAUGAUCGAGAUUGAAAAUCAAUCGGGUUUGCAUGCUGAUAAUCUGGGGCAGAAUAAAGGUGGUAACGAGGGUGCCGAUAACGGUGAUAACAACGAGAUUGGUGAUACAGUCACCGUGACAAAUUCGAGGGACGUAGGUUCGAUGAGAAAAGAAGAUCAAGACAAACCGCGGACUCGCGAAAACUCACCGAAGAGCGGCGGCGCCGCGAACAUCGCGACGCCCACAAUAACGUCAGCAAUGCCGGUGGAGGAUGACGAGGAGGACGAGGAAGAGGACGAGGAAGUGGAGGAAGAAGAGGUCGUAAUAGAAGAGGACGAAGAAGGGGAUGAAGAGGGUGGAAUCGCAGUGGAGGGUGGAAUCGCAGUGGAGGGUGGAAUGACGAUGCAAGAAGAGAUCGGGGGUGUGUCGGUUGAUGGUGAGGGUGGGGGUGGAGGCGGCAUGGCCGGCUUCUGGAGGCAGAGCAGACCCUCCAGUCCCCGCAUGCCGCCUCCGGAGCAGUCGGAACAGUCGAGCCGACCCAAGAGCCGGCACGAGUUACAAGCCGCGAGAUACAACAACCUCGGCUACUGGCGUGCGAGAAGAGUCACCUUUUACAAAAAUGGCGAUCCCUAUUUUCCUGGCAUCGAGUUCCGAUUCAAACCUGGACGUGACAUUGGUUCUUUGGAGGCCUUACAGGACAGACUGUCCCUUCGGAUGGAUCUACCGAGAGGUGCACGUCAUAUCUUUUCGAUGGACGGUGAUCGGAAGAUCAGUCUCGAUGAGCUCGAAGACGGUGCCUCCUACGUAGUGUCCAGCUACAAAACAUUCAAGCCGGCCAGUUAUGGGAAGAAAAAUAACACUUGGUAUACAAGCCCGGCAGGCGGUGGAGGCAGUAGAAGCGGUGCCACCGGAACCGGAGGUGCAGUUGGAGGAUGGCAAAGUAGACCACCAGUAGUGCCGAGUCUUAGUCGGAAAGCUUCCAUCACCGAAGAAGCACCACCCCCUGGCGGUGGAAAGCCUUCUUCGGGUCGUGUCAUUCGUAUUGUCAACAACCAUGAUCAUACUGUUCAGUGCCGGGUUUUACUAAAUCUUCGCACAUCACAACCUUUCGAGGAAGUUCUAGAAGAUCUUGGACAAGUAUUGAAGAUGAACGGAGCCAAGAGAAUGUUCACUGUUUCAGGACAAGAGGUGAGAAGUUUCUCGCAGCUGAGAAAUGAGUUUGCAGAUAUGGAUACGUUUUAUCUGGGUACUGGAUCAGCUCUCGUUAUGGCCGGUGGUAUCACAGCAUCCCCGAUACGGAGAUCGAGAUCACGUGGACCACCUACUGUUGUAGAAGACAUUAGUCGUCAGAGAAGAGCUCGCAGCAAGAGCAGACCUCGAGCAUUAUACAUGCCUGAUUCAGAAGUUAUUCGAGUAAACGAUUAUAGCGUUGUGGAAGUACUACGCGAAGAACCAGCCAAAGUGACGAUCAGGGGACUUAGACGAUCGUUCUAUCCCCCUUCCCAUUUACCACCAGUAGACAAUUCGCCACCUGAAAAAAAGUUACAACUUGAGUGGGUUUAUGGUUAUCGAGGAACUGAUACUCGCAGAAAUCUUUGGGUUUUGCCGAGUGGCGAAUUAUUAUAUUAUGUCGCAGCUGUGGCUAUUCUUUUCGAUCGAGAAGAAAGUGCGCAACGACAUUAUAUCGGUCAUACAGAAGAUAUUACGUGUAUGGAAGUUCAUCCUAGUAGAGAACUCGUUGCGUCAGGUCAAAAGGCGGGUAGGCACAGAAAGGCGCAGUCGCAUGUUCGUAUAUGGUCGACGGAAACUCUUCUUACCUUAUACGUAUUUGGUAUGACCGAAUUUCAGAUGGGCGUUUCAGCAUUAGCGUUUUCACAAUUGAAUGGUGGUAGUUACGUACUCGCCGUGGAUGCCGGAAGAGAAGCCAUACUUUCAGUAUGGCAGUGGCAAUGGGGUCACUUGUUGGGCAAGGUCGCUACCAUGCAAGAAGAUCUCACGGGAGCGGCAUUUCAUCCAUUGGACGAUAAUCUUUUAAUAACGCAUGGGCGUGGUCAUUUGACUUUCUGGAAUCGGCGAAAAGACGGUUUCUUUGAGCGAACCGAUAUCAUUAAACCGCCAUCUCGUACACAUGUGACAAGUAUUCAGUUUGAACAAGAUGGUGAUGUCGUCACAGCGGAUAGUGACGGUUUUAUCACAGUAUAUUCGGUGGAUGCAGAUGGGGCAUAUUUUGUGCGAAUGGAAUUCGAAGCGCACAACAAAGGCAUUAGCUCCCUCGUCAUGUUAUCGGAAGGCACAUUACUUUCUGGUGGCGAAAAAGAUAGAAAAAUAGCAGCUUGGGAUUCAUUACAGAACUAUAAACGCAUUACCGAUACAAAGUUGCCAGAAUCGGCGGGCGGAGUCCGCAGUAUAUAUCCGCAACGACCUGGACGAAAUGAUGGGAAUAUUUAUGUGGGAACUACGCGAAACAACAUACUUGAGGGUUCUCUGCAGAGAAGAUUCAAUCAAGUUGUUUUUGGUCAUGGCAGACAACUAUGGGGUUUGGCGGUUCAUCCUGAUGAUGAGGUCUUUGCUACUGCAGGACAUGACAAAAAUAUUGCUCUCUGGCGAAGACACAAGCUAUUGUGGACCACGCAGGUGGGUUUCGAAUGCAUAUGUAUAGCCUUUCAUCCAUUCGGCGUGGCAUUAGCGGCAGGAUCGUCCGAAGGUCAUCUUUUGGUACUAGCAGCUGAUACCGGCGCCGCCGUAGCAACUCUUAGAGUUUGCGGAUCGCCUUUAUCUUGCAUCGGAUAUAAUCCUACUGGAGAAAUUGUGGCUAUGGGUUCCCAAAACGGCAGCGUAUAUCUCUUUAGAGUAUCUAGGGAUGGAUUUUCGUAUAAAAAGAGCAACAAAAUCCGCGGCACACAGCCGUUGAUACAACUCGACUGGAGUUCUGAUAGCCGCUUUCUCCAAACUGUCACUCAAGAUUAUGAUCUUGUAUUCUGGGAUGUCAAGGUGCUAUCAUCAGAAAAGAGUCCUUUAGUUAUGAAAGACGUCAAAUGGUACACUCAUAAUUGCACUGUUGGUUAUAUGGUUUCUGGACAAUGGAACAAUCGUUAUUAUCCACUGACCACAGUUAUCACCACCUCUAGUAGAUCAGCGGCACAUGACAUGCUGGUAAGCGGCGAUGCCGAAGGUUAUCUUCGGCUCUUUAAGUAUCCAUGCACCAAUGCCAAGGCCGAGUAUAUUGAGGAGAAAGUGUAUAGUUCAUUGGUAGCCUGCGCCAGAUUCCUCUACAAUGAUCAAAAUAUCGUCACCGUCGGCGGCACUGAUGCUGCUCUGAUGCUUUGGGAAUUGGUCGAUGAAUAAAACAAAAUAGAAUUACUAAAAAUAACAUAUCCAUUAUUCAUGUAUUUGUAGCGAUAAGUAGCGAUAAGUACGAGGUGCUGGCGCCUCUUGGUAAACUUUAAGCGAUGAGUGGGGCUCGUAUGUUGAUGAAAUUAACAUAUAAUAUAUGUUAGAUAUUCCCAUCGAAUAAUGAGAAGUAUAAAUGUGCGGAAGAGAAUAAUUUUAAUUGAAAAAUUCAAUUUUACACACAGACACACAAUAUUUUGCGCUUUCAGAUAUUUUAUGCUAUUUCCAAUAUUUUAACGGCUAAAUCUUUACAUUAGUGUUAUCCAUUUUUCAAAUAACCUUCACUUUAAUCUUAAUGUUGUCUUUAUAAUUAUAUAAUAUAUUACUAGACUGAACUCUUAAAAGAUUUUAAUCGCGCGCGCCUCCUUUGGUAAAAAAUUUAUUAAAAUAUUAAUAUAUAAUAAGUUAUAUAAUAACAAAUAAAGUUCGUGCAAAUCAAGAUUUGAAUGCAGACAAUGAACAACUCAAUAUCAAACAUAAUUUAGAUAUUGUUAUUCAUACUAUACACAUUUAUAUACAUAUAAAUCUUUAUUUAGAGAGAAUAUUCUAUAAAAAGUUCUACCUUUUACUCUCAAUUCUAUCUACGAAUUAGUAAACUUAAUAAAGAAACUUUCUAAUGUCAUAAAAAUGUGAUUGCAAUAAAUACAAUUUUUGAAAACCGAAAAGCAAAUUUUUAAGGAAUAUUUCAUUAACAUUUGAGCUUCACAAUAAAAGUAGAUUUUAUUGUGGUAUAUAUUAUGUUAUUUAAGACAUAGUAUAUAUAGAUUCAGCGCGCGAACGAUUUGUUAGUCUGAAAAAUAUGUAGAAAGAAAGAGAUGAUCGAGAAAAGAUUUUAUCCUCCCCUUCCCUCCUCCCACUCUCUCUUUAAUCAUGAAUUGAUUAUUUUGCAAACAUCAGUGUAUAUGCAAAUCGGGGAAAAAUAUUUUUCUAAUUCUCUUUUUUGUCCUGAUUCAUAUUAUACG